This is a messenger RNA of Plodia interpunctella (Indianmeal moth), 1101 nucleotides long. RefSeq names its product protein bric-a-brac 1-like. Lineage: Eukaryota; Metazoa; Arthropoda; Insecta; Lepidoptera; Pyralidae. The transcript has 7 exons. The record is from RefSeq and is a predicted model, not a curated record. Bases 143 to 1060 code for a protein of 305 amino acids. Gene Ontology annotation, molecular function: protein binding. Gene Ontology annotation, biological process: regulation of transcription by RNA polymerase II. Gene Ontology annotation, cellular component: nucleus.
UGUCAUUGUCAGAGCCAACCUUGAGCUUGUUUUGAUUCCUGUUUGUGGGUUUUAUUUUCCGCGUUUUGCCGAGAAUUGUUGCAAUAUAAUUAAUGUUAUCUUUACUCAUUUCGACUUCGGGCUUCUAACAUUUUAAGUUAUAAUGUCUCAAGCUCAGUUUACCUUGUCGUGGGAUGCUUUUCAGCAAAAUCUUUUCAAUGGUUUAGGAGCUUUACAGCAGAAUGAAGACUUGGUAGACAUGACUCUAGCUGCUGAUGGUCACUUCGUGAAGGUCCAUCAGCUGGUGCUGUCAUUGGCCAGUCCAUACCUCAGGGAUCUAAUCAAAUCAGCCCAAUGUCAAAAUCCAGUAAUAUUCUUGAAUAAGGUUUCAAGUACAGUGCUUACUUUAAUACUCGAGUAUAUCUACACUGGACAAGUUGUUGUGGCAAAGGAGAACAUUGAGGAGUUGCUUGAAGCUGCCAAAUCACUACACAUCAAAGGUCUUAUGGACAUGAAUUACCAACUAUCACUAACCGACACCACCAAAAGCUACUCGAGUAGUUUUCAAAACACAACUGGACACCAGGGAACGAAUGAAACAAUACAUAAGAAUCCUCUUGACUUACCAACGGAUUUUGGGGACAGUACGGAUGAUGAUCCUUUCGAGGAACAAACAAACACACAAGAAAAUAGUGCCCUUCGAGAAAAUAGCAAAGGAAUACAGGACAUAGCAGUAAUGCAAAAAAACGCGAAACCAACACCUGACUCGAUAAAUUUCCAAUACAGCGUGACAAACAAAGGCAAUCUUCAGAUUAUACUGAAUCGGUUUGUGUACUUUUUGAGAUACACAGGCAAGUCUGGACAUCGGCAGUGGCGGUGCACUGACUAUACCAAAAAGAAAUGCCCCGCUUCUGUUACUACCAAAGACAAUAUUGUAUUAAGAAGAACUUCUGCACAUAUCCACCCGUUCCAUGAUAAGAAAAUCGCAAGAAAAGUCAGAGCUAACGCAAUAUUUUCGCUCAUAUCCGACGCAGAGAAGCAGGGAGAUAAUAUGAAAGGGGAAAAUAGAAAUAUGUUAUAAAUAAAAACAAAAUGAAAGUACUUAAUUAUAGCACCAAAUUA